UUGCACAGUGCAGAGAGGAUGUUGUUUCUUCAUCAUCAGCCAGCAGUGUGUUCAGACGUAGGGAUUAUGACAGUCUUGGAGGAGAAUUAAGACAUGCAGAUGGCUGCUCUCAUGUGAUGCCAGAUUUCACCGGGGUCAGCAACAAGGGGGAUUGUCAACACUGUUUGGGCUGAUAGUAGACUUGUUUUUGAGAUGCAAUAUGGACAGACUGCCCUGGAACAGAUAAAAAGUGAAGGAUAGAGGAAGCAAGAGAAGACUGAACUAUUUUAACAGAAAGAAAGUACUUAUCACAGACAAACACAAGACAUCAUGUCCACUUCGAUAAAGCAGGAGAGAAACAUUUGUGUUCUCCUCCCCAACAAAGAUCAGCUGGACAUCGGUGUCGGGCCGAAGUCCACAGGGCAGGAUGUUUUUAACCGUGUAGCAGAGCUUCUUGGAAUCAAAGAGCUGCAUUUCUUUGGCCUCACAGUGGUGAAGGACAAUGAGCACAUAUUUUUAGACAUGGAGGAGAAACUGAUUAACUACUUUCCUAAGGAAUGGAAGCAAGAUUCGGUAAAGGGAUUACGGAGGAGACCGUUGCCUCUAGUACUCUGCCUCAAAGUGCAGUACUACAUAGAAAACGGCAGACUCAUUUGUGAACGAAAGGCACGGUAUCUAUACUAUUCUGACUUAAGGGAGCGGGUGCUUCGCUCUGAAUGUCGUCAGCAGGAGGAAGUGUACUUCCAGUUGGCAGGUUACGCCUUGCAGGCUGACCUCGGUGACCACCCGCCUCCCAUGGAGGAGACCACUCCUUACUUUGAACCCAAGGAGUAUUUUCCCCCUUGGAUUGUAGCUAAGCGUGGAGUAAACUAUCUCCUCUGCCAUGGGCCCAAGGUGCAUCAGGAGCAGUGGGGCAUGUCUCCUCGUGAUGCCAUCCUGCUCUUCAUCAGGGAGUCAUGUCGACUGGAGGAUGUACCUGUCACGUUUUACAGACUGCAAAAGGACAAAAAGGCAGAGAGAGGAACGGCAUUGCUCGGUCUGACCCUGCGAGGAAUGCAGGUUUAUCAGGAGGUGAACAACAUGAGACAGCUGCUGUACGACUUCCCCUGGUCAAAUGUGGGACGUCUCACCUUCCUGGGUAAGAAAUUCGAGAUCCAGCCAGAUGGCUUGCCAUCAGCCAGGAAGCUGGUUUACUACACCGGGUCAUCAUUCCGCUCUCGCCACCUCCUCCUGCACCUGAGCAGCAGCCAUCGCAUUUACCUCAGCCUCCAGCCUGCCCUCAAACACCUACGCCAGCUGGAGGAGAGCGAAGAGAAAAAGCGUUACAGAGAGUCUUACAUCAGUGAUGACCUGGACUUGGACCCCCCCGGCAGCGAGAGCAGCCCUGGUCUGUCCCGACACUCCACCAGCAGCUCUGGAAUUGAAGCUGACGCACGGCAGCAUAGCAUCUCCACAGAGAUGGCCUCCAUGGAGGAGGAAGGUCAACGGCAAGCAGAGAAGUACUUCAGCUCAGCAGCCAGCGGUGGCAGCUCCUGUACCUCGGGGUUUGAUGCAGGCAGUAAGGCUCGAAUAGAAGAUGAGGGGUGGCAAGAGGAAGAGAUCUUGACCAGUGUUGGAAGUCCAAAGGAAGUUCUUGUGGAUGAUCCUGAUGAGAUGUUCCAGCUGGCUGAUCUUCUUGAGGGAGUGUCAGUGGAUUGUGCAGAACUCUCCUCAGAAACUCACACACCAGAAAAUAAAGUGUGUUCCCCAAGCAGUGAUGAAGAUCUCUGGAAAUUGCAUAACAACGAUAUGUUAAAACAGAUGCUGAAAUCUAGGGCACAAGUUUGCGUGGAUCGGCACAGCCACAGUCUAGAUGAUGUACGUCUGUUCCCACCUCCGGCACCCCUGGGAACGACGCUGCCACCUGAUUCCUCCCACAGCUAUACCUUCGGGCUCCCAGAUGCCUCAGCAAACACAAAGACCCCUGCUGAUCACAGCCACUACCCACUUUUGCAUUGCCAAGCCAAACCUUACUUCUAUGGCCGCAGGUCUACCAACUGCCUCUCCCUGGACAUGUUAGGUGAUGAACAAUUCCUCGAAUUCAUACUUUGAACGUGUCAAGUGCUGUUGUCCACAAAUACACCCGUUCCCUUCCUUCAUUAACAGUGCAUCUCAACUCGCAGGUUGCCAACACAUGAAUGUCUCAGUGUUUUCUAUGUGACGAUGACAAGGAGGGAUGUAUGUGCUUCAAAUUGCAGAGACAUUAUUGGGGAAGAAAAAGCGUGAUCCCUGAUUGCUCUUAGAAAAGCAGCGGAUUAGAUAAAAGAUCAAAUUCAGUAACAUUAAAUCAGUUAGGAGCAUAUUUAUUAAUGUUGUAUAUUGUGUACAUACUGCUUGCACUAUUUUAUUACAUCGCAACUUCUCUGAGCAAAAACAUUUCUAAUUUUAUUGCCUUUUGUAAAGUCCACGCUGUGAAACAUUUUCUGAAAUGUCUAAAUAGGUUAAUGCCAAAGGCAUAACAUUUGACCCUAACAGAUAUUUUGAUCAUCAUGCAUAAGAUGGGACUUCCUUCACUUUGGCCUGUUUAAUUAUUUAAACACUUAAAUGUCCUUGUUUUAUUCCGGAGAAUCUCCAGAAGCAUCUGCAUGUUUGUGCUCCUGUAUUCCUUUGCUUUUUUAAAAAUCAUAUUUUAUAAUAUACUCUAUUUUUAUAUAGUGGGCUCUGUCAUGCUUUUCCUAUUAGUCUGCCUCAGCAAGUAGCUGCCGAUGUGGAAAAUUUAACCUCUUUACAGCCGGUAAUGCAUUCAUCCAAAGCUUCCCGAUUUUAUAGUCUCCUCCCACUUCUGUAAUUACAACAGAAAAGUAUUAUUUGUAAAGCACUAUUUCUGUAACCAGUUAAGUGUAUAAUGAGUCUGCAGUACUUUUGUAUUACGUAACCCCCAAACAAAGAACCUUUCUGUCUGGCAUUAUUUUCAAUGUUUUGUAAAUGAUAAUUGGUAUGCAGAAGAACUGAUGUCUUUAGUCAAAAUGAACUCACUUGGAAAGAGUCAUUAAACGUUUAAAUGUUUACUCAAUGCCAAUAAUGUAUGAACAACUGAGUGUUAAUUCACAAUACUGAACAUUUCCUUUUUAUCUAAAGUAUCUAAUGUUUUUUUUUAUGAUAGUGAAAAUAAAUUCUCAAUGUUACUAAAUGAAA
Messenger RNA from Micropterus salmoides (largemouth bass), 3153 nucleotides. RefSeq lists its product as uncharacterized. Bases 310 to 2070 code for a protein of 586 amino acids. Gene Ontology annotation, biological process: positive regulation of hippo signaling. The transcript is spliced from 14 exons. Gene Ontology annotation, cellular component: cytoskeleton; cytoplasmic side of apical plasma membrane. Lineage: Eukaryota; Metazoa; Chordata; Actinopteri; Centrarchiformes; Centrarchidae. The record is from RefSeq and is a predicted model, not a curated record.